CGAGAAUCCUUGGCUCUCAGUUUUCCUCCUCAUUUAAGGAAUUGGCAGCAGUGAAGGAGAGAAAAGACGGAGCCGCAGAGCCGCGUUCAUUCACUCAUCGUCUGAACACUGUUUUCCUCCAGCAGAGACACUGCUGAACACUGAGGUAAUGGCUGAGAUGGAGCUGCUCUCCACACCCUGUAACAUCCAGAUCAGCGACGUGACCUGCGACUCUUUCCGGAUCACCUGGGAAAUGAACCGGGACGAGUCGGCUCGCAUCACACACUACUUCAUCGAUCUGAGCCGGAAAGAGGGCAGUGAACAAAACCGCUUCAAGCACAGGGAUGUCCCCACUAAACUAGUGGCAAAAGCAGGACCGUUGCCGAUGGCUGUGAGAGGCCACUGGUUCCUGAGUGCUCGAACUGAGUACUGUGUGGCGGUGCAGAUCGCCAUAAAACAGCCCGACGGAGACUAUCAGGUGUCUGAAUGGAGCCCGGUGGUGGAGUUCUGCACUGGGGAUUAUGCGAUGGAGCAUCUCCAGCAGCUCUUGGAUAAAGCUCAGGGCGCCGCAGGGAGGCUGCUCAGGUUCUCUGUCUUCUACCGCAAUCAGACAUCGGAAUACUUCCACUAUGUGAGAUCAGAGUGUGGCGGUGCGAUGCUCCCAUCCUUCAAAGACACCAGCGGCAGUCACGGCUCCCCCAUCAACGGAAAGCUCCGCGGCGUCUUCCUCAGCUGCAACACCGAAUUCGACACCGGCCUUCCACCCAGAGACUCUCCAUACGGCCCUCUGCGCUUCCAGAUCCCAGCCGAGCGCCUCCUGAACCCCAGCACGAACCUCUACUUCGCCGACUUCUACUGCAUGUACACGGCCUACCAUUACGUGGUGCUGGUGCUGGCCCCUGCUGGAUCGGAGGGGGAUCAUUUUUGCAAGAGCCGCCUGCCACGACUAGACCUGGCGACCAAUAACUUCCUGACCUACACAGAUGGAGAUGCUCCGCUAUUCAGUCAUGCAAGCGAUGUGAUUUUGGAGGUGUUGUUCACCGAGCCUUUGCUUCUGGAGGAGGGAAGCCUUGCUCAGAUUAGUGGCCGGCACCAGCUCAUGAGUCUCUCCACUGCUAACGCUAAGAAAGACCCCAGCUGUAAAGUGUGCAAUAUCAGUGUGGGCCGCUGAGCUGAUGUUGAAGGUACUUCAUCUGGAGAAUCGGCCAUUGAAAUUCACUAGUCCUGCAACUGGAAGUGAAUUCACAUUCAUAUCAGACGCUCAAGUAUGGUUUAGCCUUUGUGUGCUGCUGUUGGGGAUGUUUUCAUCCACUCUGGGGUGUUUUUAGGCCACAACCUUCUCUGUGUUUCAGCAAAUG
This is a messenger RNA of Danio rerio (zebrafish), 1337 nucleotides long. It is a transcript of the gene phyhip, whose product is annotated as phytanoyl-CoA 2-hydroxylase interacting protein. Lineage: Eukaryota; Metazoa; Chordata; Actinopteri; Cypriniformes; Danionidae. The record is from RefSeq and is marked inferred.